This is a messenger RNA of Mollisia scopiformis, 1611 nucleotides long. Its product is annotated as putative pheromone processing carboxypeptidase. Gene Ontology annotation, molecular function: serine-type carboxypeptidase activity. The transcript has 5 exons. The record is from RefSeq and is a predicted model, not a curated record. The coding region runs from base 1 to 1611 and encodes 536 amino acids. Lineage: Eukaryota; Fungi; Ascomycota; Leotiomycetes; Helotiales; Mollisiaceae. Gene Ontology annotation, biological process: proteolysis.
AUGGCGCUCUCAUUGCCUAGGCUGUCUUUGCUCUUCGUUGCCUGUCUUUCUUCCAUCGCAUCUGUCUCUGGGAAUAGAUAUGGAGACAAAGUCCAUUGGCACGGCCGUGACAGCAGCCAUAAUCUCACCGCCAGAGAAGAACCAUCUCAAGUUGAGGCUCGAAGCACCAAAGGCUUUCGAUUCCUCACUGAAGCAACCGAACCUUUUCGUGUAAAGUCCUUGCCAGAUGUGGACUUUGACGUCGGAGAGAUGUACUCUGGAUUGAUGCCAAUUCAAAUGAAUGAUACGUCUCGAGCUUUAUUCUUCGUCUAUCAGCCGACCAUUGGAGCCCCGGUUGAUGAGAUCACGAUAUGGUUGAAUGGCGGGCCUGGAUGCAGCUCCUUAGAAGGAUUCUUCCAGGAGAAUGGCCGCUUCCUUUGGCAGACUGGCACCUAUGCUCCAGUUGAGAAUGCUUAUUCAUGGGUGAAUCUUACAAAUGUUUUGUGGGUCGAACAACCUGUGGGCACAGGUUUCUCUCCAGGCAAAGUCACAGCUACCACUCAAGAAGAGAUUGCGCAAGAUUUUGUAGGCUUCUUUCUCAACUUCCAGAAGACGUUUGGCAUCAAGAAAUUCAAAAUCUACGUCGCAGGCGAGUCGUAUGCAGGGCGGUACGUCCCUUACAUAUCCGCAGCUAUGAUUGACCAGCACGACACAAACUACUUUGAUCUAUCAGGAGCCAUGACCUACGAUCCGUGCAUCGGAUCCUUCGACUAUGUACAAGAAGAAGUCGUGGCUGUCCCUUUCGUUCAUGCGAACAACGCUGUGCUGAAUAUCAACUCCUCUUACCUUGCCUACCUCGAUGGCCUCGACGAGACCUGCGGAUAUGCCGACUUUCGAAACAAAUAUUUGCAGUUUCCGCCCACAAAACAUCAACCUAUUACAUAUUUCAGCGAUGAAAAUGAUUAUGCGUGCGAUGUAUUUGAUAUGGCCGUCAAUGCUGCUCUGAAUGUCAAUCCCUGUUAUAACAUCUACCACGUCUCGGACGCAUGUCCUCUACAAUCCGAUGUCCUUGGCUUCCCUGGACUUCUGGAAUACAUUACACCUGGGCUACCAGUCUACUUUGAUCGUGCAGACGUCAAGAAAGCUGUGCACGCUCCCGAUACUCCAUGGGUUGUAUGCUCAAACGAACCCGUCAUAAUCGGGCCACCAAAUCAAGGCCCCGAAGAAUAUACCGGCGACCUUUCCGCAGAUCCCAUCCAACACGUUCUGCCCAAAGUCAUCGAGCACACAAACCGCACGUUGAUAUCCAACGCACAACUCGACAUGAUCAUCAUCACUAACGGAACGCUACUUUCGAUUCAGAACAUGACCUGGAAUGGGAAACUUGGCUUCCAGCAAAGACCCUCGACGCCGAUCGUGAUUACACUGGAGGAUCUGCAGUAUGAAGCGAUCUUUGAUGCUAAUGGGUAUGAGGGUCUGGAUGAUCCGCAAGGAACGCUUGGGGUGCAGCAUUUUGAGAGGGGACUGAUGUGGGCUGAGACUUGGGCUGCGGGACAUAUGCAACCGGGAUAUCAACCUAGGAGCAGUUAUAGGCAUUUGCAGUGGUUGUUGGGGCAUAUUGAGACUUUGUAG